Dovyalis caffra is the source of this 207-nucleotide messenger RNA. NCBI's taxonomy places the organism in Eukaryota, Viridiplantae, Streptophyta, Magnoliopsida, Malpighiales, Salicaceae. The record is from the annotation of a GenBank genome assembly.
AUGGGCUCGUACUUGCAAGGGAGACUGAAGCUAUUGUGGAUUCUUUUGCAUGGGAAAGAUGUGUUUGACAAAUUGGACAUGUCUCGAGAUGUAGAAGUUUUUUACGAGUCGAUCAAAGCACUUAUAGAUGGGAAUAGUUUGGAAUGCGAUGAAAGAAAAGCUGAUAUGGAGACUAAAGUUGGAGGACCAGAGUUGGAAGAUGAUUAA